This is a messenger RNA of Antrostomus carolinensis (chuck-will's-widow), 1884 nucleotides long. RefSeq names its product hyaluronan binding protein 2 (gene HABP2). The coding region runs from base 1 to 1884 and encodes 627 amino acids. Gene Ontology annotation, biological process: proteolysis. The record is from RefSeq and is a predicted model, not a curated record. The transcript has 13 exons. Gene Ontology annotation, molecular function: serine-type endopeptidase activity; calcium ion binding. Lineage: Eukaryota; Metazoa; Chordata; Aves; Caprimulgiformes; Caprimulgidae.
AUGGAUGGUGAUGGAGCAGGCAGGGAUGCUGGUGAUUUCUCAGAUCAGCUGCACUCUCACGUCAUCUUGGCUGGUCUCACGGCCAGGCAACUCAACUUCCCAACUCCCACUAUUCACAUGGGGAACCAGGCCAUCAGCAUCUCCCUUGGCUGUGGUACGGCGCAGGGAGCUCGUGCUGCUGGGGUGUCCCGGCUGGUGCUGCAGGAGCUGGUUGAGCAGCCAGGACCCCUCCAGGAGCAGCAGCAGCCAGGGCAGAGCUGGGGCCAGAGGAGCUCAGGGGUGGCCGUGCUGGAUGAGGCAGAUGCCUAUGAGUACUACGAUGAGUACACACAACCGGAGGAGGACCCCCUUCUCCAGCAGCAGUCCUCGGAGGAUCUUGAUUGGUUUGAAGCAUAUUUUGGCUAUAGCGAUACUGGAAAAGCAGAUCCGUGCUCCUCCAACCCCUGCAAGAACAACGGUAGGUGUGAAAACAGAGGAAGCAGCUUCAGCUGUCUCUGCCCCAAGCCAUAUGCUGGGACUACCUGUGAGAAAGUGAAGGACAUGUGUUCAAAGAGGAGGUGCCACGAGGGAGACUGCCUGAUUACAUUAACCCCUCCUUAUUUUCAGUGCAGCUGCAAUCACCCCUAUAAGAUGCCCAACUGCAAACAAGCAUCUUCACCAUGUAGACCAAACCCGUGCAAGAAUGGAGGUAUCUGCAUACGGCACAGAAUCAGAUCGAAAUUCACCUGCAAGUGCCCCGAACCUUUCAAAGGGAGAUUCUGUGAGAUCGGACUGGAUGAUUGUUAUGAAGAGGCCUCCUCUAACUACAGAGGAAAUGUGAAUCAAGCAGUGAAUGGCAAGACCUGCCUGCACUGGAAUUCCCAGCUACUCUUGGACUACCCGAUUAAUGCCUUUAUGGAGGAUGCAGACUCCUACGGCAUUGGUGAACAUAACUUCUGCAGGAAUCCUGAUGAGGAUGAGAAGCCCUGGUGCUACAUCAGAAGACAUCACAAAGUGGAAUGGGACUUCUGUGAUGUUUCACCCUGCUCAGGAACAGCUGAAAACAUCCCAUUGCCAACAGACAGCCGAACAGACUCACCUGGAUCAAAUGAAAUAUUCCAAACAUGUGGACAACCAGAAAUUCAAAGGCCACUCAAGAGGAUCUAUGGUGGAGCGAAGACUACAGCUGGCAAACAUCCCUGGAUGGCAUCACUGCAGAGAAAGACUUCAAAAAGGAGCAGACAUUUCUGUGGUGGAGUGCUAAUUAAAGCCUGCUGGGUUCUUACUGCUGGGCACUGCAUUGAAGGACAAGCAGAAGAUCUCCAAGUAGCCCUUGGAAAGCAAGACCUCAAGAAGAGAGAGCAUCAAGAGCAAAUAUUUGAUGUGGAGAAGAUCAUCGUACAUUACCAAUACAGAGAGAAGGAUGGUGUCCCACACAAUGAUAUUGCACUACUUAAACUGAAGCCAGUUGAUGGUCACUGUGCAGUGGAAACAAAGUAUGUGAAAACAGCAUGUCUGCCUACCGACUUCUUUCCUGUUGGGACUGACUGCUUCAUUUCGGGAUGGGGCGUGACAGAGACAGAUGAAGUAUCCCAUCAGCUGUUAGAUGCCAGUGUCAAGCUGAUUUCGCAGAGGAAAUGCAACGCACCCAGAGCAUAUGAUCACAAACUGGAUGAAAGCAUGUUUUGUGCAGGAAAUCAUCAGAGACCCCGAGCUGAUUCUUGUCAGGGAGACUCUGGAGGCCCUCUAACUUGUGUAGAAAAUGGCUCCUACUAUGUCUAUGGCCUUGUGAGCUGGGGUGAUGGGUGCGGGUUAAAAAACAAGCCAGGAGUUUAUACCCAGGUGACAACAUUUCUCACUUGGAUUAAAUCCAAAAUUCGGUCUGAGUCAAGAUCACUUUAUUAG